Molecule: messenger RNA, 1586 nt
Organism: Mercenaria mercenaria
Lineage: Eukaryota; Metazoa; Mollusca; Bivalvia; Venerida; Veneridae
Exons: 9
Coding region: 227-1309 (360 amino acids)
Source: RefSeq, a predicted model, not a curated record
CUCCUACUUUAACCGUACACAACUAAAACAAUGUGAAAGACGGAAUUUGUUAUCAUUUAAACAUGAAGAGCACCUUAACGUUUACACAACCCAACCAAACUUGCACGCAUGGCACGACAUACUCGUGUGUGUGGCGGGAAAUUGGAUAUUGUGCCUAUAUAAGGAGCAACACGUGGCAUUUGAGCUAUUCAGUCCCGAAACCACUGGCAGAUACGCGGAUCUCAAGAUGUUACCGUACGUUGUGUGUGCCGUCCUACUCAUGACGUCAUUUGCAAAUGCAAACGAAUUAGAUGUCGAAACUUUGGAGGGGUUCCAGUCCGCAAUCUAUGGAAAAAUCAUGGCACAUUUAGAUGCCGAGUACCAGCUCCUUCAGCCCGCCAUUGCGCAACAAAACCAGAGCAUGGAACGGUGUAGGGGUCUGAUCAGCGCAGCUCAGGAAACCUGUAAAACCUGCGCUAGCAGUCGUUGUCAAGGGGACUUCGGAGACUGGAUCAUGGGAGGCUUUGGUGAGAUGGCUGGCUGGUUUAAGGGAGCUGGCAAUAGUUUCGUCGACUGGCAAGGCUGGCAGGACCUUGGUGGCUUCUUCGGGGAUAUUGGUGACUGGUUCGGAGGUGCCGGAAAUAGCUUCGUCAACUGGAAGGGUUUUGAUGACAUGAAGAACUUUUUCGGCGGCAUUGGCAAUACAUUCUCAAGCGGGUUCAACUCUGUUAAAAAUACUUUCGGCAACUGGGGCAAUUCUAUUGGCAGUGGACUGAGCAGUUUCGGCAACACUUUGGGCAGCGGAUUAAGCAAUUUUGGAAAUUCAUUUACCAGCGGAUUGUCCAGUGUAUUUGGACGACGUCGCCGUGACGUUGGACCACUUGCAAUGACGUCACGUAAACUUCAGAUGAUCAGACAUCGUUAUAUGGCUAAGCGAGUUGAAGAACUUGACCCAGAAACCAGACAAUGUAUGGAGCAAUGUAACGAGUGCACGCCUUUCCUCGGAGAUCAAACGGCAUUAAUAGGCGGAGUGUGUGGUGAUCAGAUCUUACUUGACCAAGCAGCAAUGUCGGAGGUGAUGACCAACAUGCAGGCGCUCUUCAAUGCCAAUGGAAACCCCCUACAAGGAACAACACCUAUCGUAUCCAAGAUCGAAUUCGACCAGUCUGACUUCAGCUUUACCGACUUCAGUGUGGGAGGAGUUUACGUCACUGCAAAAACUCCCAAUGGCGUGGUUAGGUACCCAAGUAGCUACAGGUACAAGAUGCAAUCACCGCAAACCACCGCCGACGAGAUAGCACAGGAACUGAUUGAAAAGUGGAACAUUUAAAUAUUGAAAUUGAACGUCCUAGUGAUUUACAUUAUUCGUAAAAGUAAUGUUUGGUGUGAAUUAGUACAUUAGAUUUUUGGAUGAAUACGUGCAGUUGGUUUAGGUUAAUAACAAUCGUAAGCAGUUUUAGCACGAAAUUUAUCUGUCUGAACAACCAACAACUGACUCGUGCAACUUAAAAAAAUCGAACACCAACAAAACCAUCUGAAUGUUUAGUUCUUGUUUAGUUUUUGAUAUUGUUAAUUAUUUGUUUUGUAUUAAUAAAUGUUUGUGACUA